This is a messenger RNA of Nothoprocta perdicaria, 1856 nucleotides long. It is a transcript of the gene CCNE2, whose product is annotated as cyclin E2. Gene Ontology annotation, biological process: regulation of cyclin-dependent protein serine/threonine kinase activity; G1/S transition of mitotic cell cycle. Bases 1 to 1212 code for a protein of 403 amino acids. The record is from RefSeq and is a predicted model, not a curated record. Lineage: Eukaryota; Metazoa; Chordata; Aves; Tinamiformes; Tinamidae. Gene Ontology annotation, molecular function: cyclin-dependent protein serine/threonine kinase regulator activity. Gene Ontology annotation, cellular component: cyclin E1-CDK2 complex; cytoplasm; cyclin E2-CDK2 complex. The transcript has 11 exons.
AUGUCACGGCGCAGCAGCCGCCUGCAAGCGAAGCAGCAGCCGCAGCCCUGCCCGGAGGAGGCUCCCCAAGAGCUGCAGCCCCCCAAGCAGCCCCUGAGCCGCAAGCGCCGCACGGCCGAGGAGAUAAGGAAAAGAGAGGAUGGGAAAACUGCCAAGAAACAUCAAUACGAGAUUAAGAGUUGUUGGCCACCCACGAUAACAGGAGGCAUCUCACCCUGCAUAAUUAUUGAAACACCUCAUAAGGAAUCGGGGACCACCGACUUCUCCAGGUUCAAAAAAUACAGGUUCAGGAACCUCUUCAUAAAUCCGUCACCUCUGCCUGAGCUCAACUGGGGGAGUUCCAAAGAUGUGUGGCUCAACAUCCUCAAGAAGGAGACCAGAUACGCUCACUGCAAGCACUUCACGUCGCUGCACUCCAGCCUGCAGCCCCACAUGAGGUCCAUCCUGCUCGACUGGCUCCUGGAGGUGUGCGAGGUGUACGCGCUGCACAGGGAGACCUUCUACCUCGCUCAGGACUUCUUCGACAGGUUCAUGUUGACGCAGAAGAACAUUAACAAGAGCAUGCUGCAGCUCAUAGGCAUCACCUCGCUGUUCAUCGCCUCCAAGCUCGAGGAAAUCUACGCUCCCAAAAUUCAAGAAUUUGCCUAUGUCACUGAUGGUGCUUGCAGUGAAGAUGAUAUAAUAAGAAUGGAACUUAUCAUGUUAAAGGCUUUAAAGUGGGAACUCUGUCCAGUGACGAUCAUCUCUUGGCUGAACCUUUACCUUCAAGUGGAUGCUCUGAAGGAUGUUCCCAAAGUGCUGCUACCUCAGUAUUCUCAGGAAAAAUUCAUCCAGAUAGCGCAGCUCCUGGACCUGUGCAUUCUGGAUGUGAAUUCCCUGGAUUUCCAGUACAGGACACUAGCUGCCGCCGCGCUCUGCCACUAUACCUCAAUCGAAGUAGUCCAGAAGGCCUCAGGCCUGGACUGGGACAACAUCUCUGAGUGUGUGGAAUGGAUGGUGCCUUUCGCAAAUGUGACCAGAAAAGUCCCCGUGAAACUGAAGAAUUUUAAGAAGGUGGCAGCAGAAGAUCGACACAACAUUCAAACCCACACGAGUUACUUGGACAUGCUGGAAGAAGUCAACAGCGGAGCAGCUUCUGCCGCCCCGGGGCAGCUCUCUCCAGUGUCUACAGCGGGAAUAAUAACGCCUCCCAAAAGCACAGAGAAGAAAUGAACCCUGAGCAAGGACUGGGCAGGAUUUGGUGCUUCAAAACAGGACUGGGCUCAAGGUGACUCCAAGACUCCGUGCUGCUGCGAGCCCAGGGCAGCAGGCACCCCGUACUGAGCAAUGGCUGGAAGUUAAGACCUCCUCCUGCACGUGUGACAAAAGAUUUUAUUUUUUUUAGGCCAAGUGUCUUUUUCUAUGUUAAUGCAAGAGGGUGGACUAGCCUGGUCCAUUCUCAAACAGGACUAGUUAACUCUGAACAUUCCUAAUUUAAAUUAUGAAUUAUGGAUUUCAAGAACUUGUUUUGYAAUGGCCGAGUGGCUGAGCUCGUCCACUCAACCCACCUGGCAAACUUGCUUUAAUUUGGGAUAGCCAUACAGGAGAACUUGAUGACAGUUUGUACAUAUUACUUAUUUCUUGACUCUUUUUUUUCUUUUCUUGGUAUAGACAUUAAGCUCUGCCUAUAACUUAAUUGCCCUGUGAGCCUCAGGGGGAGGAUUACAGAGGUCAGUGGUUAAGCAGCUUCCUCUAAAACCACUCUGCCACUGCAUUAAGGUAGAGCCAGCCCCGGGUCACCUUCUAGCUCUAUCUGAGGCUGAUGAAUUUAAGAUAACGUGUGAGUUUACAGCAGCCCUAAAGCUAAGAAUUCAUUU